Molecule: messenger RNA, 769 nt
Organism: Solea solea (common sole)
Lineage: Eukaryota; Metazoa; Chordata; Actinopteri; Pleuronectiformes; Soleidae
Product: transmembrane protein 273-like
Exons: 5
Coding region: 294-572 (92 amino acids)
Source: RefSeq, a predicted model, not a curated record
CAUAGGAAAUUUAGCAAGGAAACUUAUUGCAAGGGUGCGUGAUGUUCUAGGAACAUAUCAACAUACGAUACACCACAAAGUACAACUACAACUUGUAUUUAUUAACGUUAAAACCUGCCACAAUGUUGAUUGCAAAAGUUUAGCUGUUAAUGCCAUCUUGCACUGAAGCCACUUAAAGGACUGACAGAAGUCAGACAGAUGCACAAUCUUUCAAUCAGAGCAGGAAACUGCUCGUCAUGUGAUCUUUUGAUGAAAAAGACUUGCAAGCACUUGAAGCAGGAGAGUGAAAAGUCAUGACAGCGCCGCAGACGUGUGGGUGUGUGUCCACCAUCAUCCGGACCGUCCUCAUCGUCCAGUUUCUGCUGAUGAGCGUCAGAGGAGAUGGAGCAGAUUCUGGAGAAGAACUAGACCUCCGCUAUGUUUUUAUCGGAACUGGGGUCGGCGUGGUCUUAGCCGUGAUAUUUGUGAUCUACAAGCUGUGCCUCAUCAGGAAUCAAGCGCUCGCCAGCAGCACAGGUGGAGAGUCAGCUGAAGUGAUUAGGGGCGAUUCAAGAAGAGGAAUGUCGUUGUGACACCAGGUCAUGGACUGCAGAUGAAAAUUAGCCAUUUGACCAACUCUAAUUUUUUAUUACUGUAUGUAUAGUCCAUGCCCAUUAAACCAGUAGAUAAAAAAGAGUAUAUAUACAGUAUAUGUAUAUAUAUAUAUACUGUGCAUAUUUACUUGUGUUUAUUAUUCUAAACUUGACUUGACUGAGCCUUCACUGCUGAU